UGCAACCAGUUCUUCGCCAAUCAAUUCCUCACGGGCCGUGUUUGUUUUAAGUUAAAAUUAGUAAAUUACCCAAUGCAAUCAGCUUGCCAACCGAUUCGGAGUGCGGACCUUGACAAUCGUGUACUGAAGCAAUCCGUGAAAAUGCCGAAAAACUGCGGGCGUUGAAAAAAUCGCUGUGAAUCGCGCAAAAUGCAUUUUUAACACCAUCAGCAGCAGCAGCAGCAACAACAACGCAGUGAACGGCAAUAACAACAACAACGAAGCAACAACACCAAUAAUAACAGCAACAACAAAAAAUCAUCAAUAAGAAACCGACAAAAAACGCGUUAAAAGUUUUGGAGUUGCUCACUGGCCGCUUCGUUUUUUGUUUAUUUUUUAUGUUCAUUUUUGGAGGGCAGUAGGCAACGAGGGAAGAAAAAAGGAAAAUAAGGAAAAGCGCCAGGCAGGACACACAGAACUCAUCAAUAUUCGAAAAAGCAAUUGAGUCGAGGCAUCAAUUCAUCAAUUAUUCAAAAUGACCGAAGACGAAAUUCUCUUUGACGACGUCUACGAACUGUGCGAGGUCAUUGGCAAAGGACCUUUCUCCAUUGUGAGGCGAUGCAUACACAGGGAGUCCAAUCAGCAGUUUGCUGUCAAAAUCGUUGAUGUGGCCAAGUUCACAGCGAGUCCUGGACUGAGCACGGCGGAUCUGAAGCGCGAGGCCACAAUAUGUCACAUGCUCAAGCAUCCGCACAUCGUCGAGCUGCUGGAGACAUACAGCUCCGAGGGAAUGCUCUACAUGGUCUUCGAGUUCAUGGAGGGCUCCGACUUGUGCUUCGAGGUUGUGCGUCGGGCUGUUGCCGGUUUUGUCUACAGCGAGGCGGUUGCUUGUCACUAUAUGCGCCAGAUCCUGGAGGCAUUGCGCUAUUGUCACGAAAACGACAUCCUGCACAGGGAUGUACGUCCUGCUUGUGCUCUACUUGCCACCGUCGACAAUUCGGCGCCCGUGAAACUUGGCGGCUUCGGAUCGGCUAUCCAGCUGCCGGGCACCAGAGAAACCAUAGAAACACAUGGACGUGUCGGAUGUCCACAUUACAUGGCGCCAGAGGUGGUGACCCGGCGGCUUUACGGCAAGGGAUGCGAUGUUUGGGGUGCUGGAGUUAUGCUGCACGUUCUGCUCUCUGGCAGAUUGCCUUUUCUGGGAUCAGGAGUACGGUUGCAGCAGUCUAUAGCACGCGGUCGGUUAUCGUUUGAGGCACCCGAGUGGAAAUCUAUUUCGGCGAAUGCCAAGGAUCUAGUCAUGAAAAUGCUGGCCGCAAAUCCCCAUCACAGACUCUCUAUCACCGAGGUGCUUGAUCAUCCGUGGAUACGAGAUCGGGAUAAAUUACAGCGCACUCACUUGGCGGAUACGGUGGAGGAAUUGAAGCGCUAUAAUGCCAGGCGCAAGCUUAAAGGUGCUGUUCAGGCCAUCGCUGGAGGCACCAACAUGGAUCCGCUAUAUGCCACCGAUGCGGACAUGCCCAUAGCCGGUGCCACGGAUGAGUGGGCCGACGAAGAGGCGGGCAUCGAGGCAGUGCAACGCAUCCUGGACUGCCUUGACGACAUAUACUCAUUGCAGGAUGCUCAUGUCGAUGCGGAUGUGCUGCGGGAUAUGUUGCGCGACAGCAGGCUGCACCAAUUUCUGCAGCUGUUUGACAGGAUCGCGGCGACAGUGGUGACCAGCAAUGGACGAGCACCUGCUGCCGAGGCCGUUGGACGUUGUCGUGAUGUCCUGGAGCUACUCUCAUCGACGGCUGGCGGCAAUACUCUGGGCGGCAAGUAUGCCAAGGACGAACUGCUGCAGCUCCUGGCCGCCCCCACAUGCAGAAAUCGCAUGCUAGAAAAUUUGAAAAUAUAUAAAAAGCUAAACCAAAAAACCAAAUCAAUUCAAAAUUAAAUUCUAAAAAGUUG
Molecule: messenger RNA, 1929 nt
Organism: Drosophila eugracilis
Lineage: Eukaryota; Metazoa; Arthropoda; Insecta; Diptera; Drosophilidae
Product: peripheral plasma membrane protein CASK
Exons: 9
Coding region: 515-1915 (466 amino acids)
Biological process (GO): protein phosphorylation
Cellular component (GO): neuron projection; cytoplasm
Molecular function (GO): calcium/calmodulin-dependent protein kinase activity; calmodulin binding; ATP binding
Source: RefSeq, a predicted model, not a curated record